AUGGGCAAUGCUUGUAGUCAGCCGAGUGAUGAUCAAGAUAUCGAAGUUGAUCAUAAAAGAAAAUCACCAAAGGGAAAAGGAAAGUAUGGGCCAUCUUCAGGAGGAGUCAUCAAAUACCAUGGAGGCAUUUUUAGUCAUGUCAAAGGAGAAGUUGAACAGACGAGGCAAAAACAUGGAGAUUAUGACUUUUCAGGAAAUGAUUUUGAGCCAGAGGAUUAUGAUGUUAUUGAAAUAGCAAAGAAUCAUUACUAUCAAGGAGAGUAUGAUGAUACAAGGCAAAAACCAAUUGGUUGUGGAAUAGAAGUAUUCCCUGAUGGCUCUUUGUAUGAAGGAGAAAAUGGUGGACCAGGAAGACUUAUCAAAGCAAAUGGAGAUAUGUAUGAAGGAGAGUUCGAUAAUAAUAAAGCAGACGGAGAAGGAACUUAUAUCACCAAAGAUGGGCAGAAAUAUGUAGGAAGCUGGUCGAAAGAUAAGAAACAAGGAAAAGGAGUAGAAACAUGGCCGGAUGGAGCAAGAUAUGAAGGAGAUUACAAAGAGGGAAACUGGCAUGGAAAAGGCGAAUACACAUUGGCUGAUAAUUCAAACUAUAAGGGAUAUUUCAAAAACGGAGAAAUUUGAGGAAAGGGAAAGUACAAAUGGGCUGAUGGAGACACCUACAAUGGUGAGUGGAAGGAUAGUAAGAUGCAUGGCAAAGGAGUAUUCAAGUGGAAAGAUGGCAAAACUUAUGAAGGAGAUUUUCAAAGAGGCAUAUAAAAUUCAUUUAUAUUUAGAUAAAAAGCAAGGUUUUGGAGUUUAUAAAUGGCCUGAUGGCAGAAUAUAUGAAGGUCAAUGGCACAAUAAUAAACAGCACGGAGAAGGACAAUAUACUAACUCAAAAGGGAUCAAGAAAAAGGGAGAAUGGGUCGAAGGAAAAAGAUACAGAUGGAUCUAAGUC
Molecule: messenger RNA, 934 nt
Organism: Moneuplotes crassus
Lineage: Eukaryota; Ciliophora; Spirotrichea; Euplotida; Euplotidae
Source: the annotation of a GenBank genome assembly